AUGGAUGGAUCCAUAAAAGAACUAGAAGUAGCAAGUAGCAGUUGUAAUGGUGAAGAAGGUGGUCGCGGCUGUCGCAACAAGAGAAAAUUAUCAGAACCGAUCUGCUGCCCCGUCUGUAGCGUAACUCUGCGUAUUUCCGAAGUCCAAUCCCACUUUAUGGUAGAAGUAGACAAGCUAGGUAAAAUCCCCACAAACAAGCACAAAUCGAACGGGCGCAGCGUCCCCAGCUCAUCCAACACCAGUGAAAGCAAUGCCGACAAGACGUGGGAAACCUUCCAGAAGGUCCGACUCAACCGCCAGAACCGGCACCGGUCCAAAACAAAAAAACGCAAGACUGAGGAGGUCCUGUGCCCGAUUUGCAACAAAGAAACCUCGGAGGAAAUAACCCUGCAUGUGGAAAAGUGUUUGCGCCGUACUGAACGAAACGAGAGUGAAAGUGACGAGAGUAUCGAUGUGGAGGCGUUCGAGGAGUACGAGUGGGCUGGACAGUCGCGGGUCCGCAUAACGUCCCUGCUCCCCGGGGGUGUGAUUAACAAUUUAGGGACUUCGAUAAGUAUGACUGAAGAGGACGAAGACUUAAACGUCGACGGCGACGACGCCCAGACGUUCGGCUCGCCGCAAUAUUCCGAACGCGAUGUUAUUCUCCUACCCGGCGAUCCCGAAAAUGUCGCGCUGCGGAAAGCCGUCACCGGGGAGGACCCCAAGAGGAUGCAACCUGAAGAGAACAGCGACUCGGUCAACACGCAGCCUAAAGGCGACCCGCUGGUCGAGGUCCUGAAAAACAGGAUCCGGGAGCUGGAAAGCAAGGAAAAGAACAAGGAGGAGGUUUACAAAUGUCUCAUUUGUAUGGAGAGAUACCGGACGCCGGUCAUCUCCGUGUGUUGUUGGCACGUGCAUUGUGAACAGUGCUGGUUACAGACGCUCGGAGCGAAAAAACUCUGCCCCCAGUGCAACAUGAUCACGUCACCCACAGAUCUGAGGAAAAUCUACAUGUAA
Messenger RNA from Tribolium castaneum (red flour beetle), 996 nucleotides. RefSeq names its product ring finger protein 220 (gene RNF220). NCBI's taxonomy places the organism in Eukaryota, Metazoa, Arthropoda, Insecta, Coleoptera, Tenebrionidae. The transcript has a single exon. Gene Ontology annotation, biological process: protein ubiquitination. Gene Ontology annotation, molecular function: metal ion binding; ubiquitin protein ligase activity. Bases 1 to 996 code for a protein of 331 amino acids. The record is from RefSeq and is a predicted model, not a curated record.